Chrysemys picta bellii (western painted turtle) is the source of this 804-nucleotide messenger RNA. RefSeq names its product dispanin subfamily A member 2b-like. Gene Ontology annotation, cellular component: membrane. The record is from RefSeq and is a predicted model, not a curated record. Lineage: Eukaryota; Metazoa; Chordata; Testudines; Emydidae.
GCCCCGGAGUUUUCCCCUUCAGCCCCUCAUCUGCCGCUAGCUACAGUAGCUUGAGCCCCCCUGGCCAGUAAAUUUCUGCCCCCCGCUCAGACCCUGACAGCCCCCGGCUGCGAUUUGCCCCACCCCCCCUUAAUCCUUUUAAACCCCUCCAAAGAGAAGGCAGCAAAUCGUAAGCAGAAGUGAGGGCAGUGGCAACAGGGAAGGUUACUGGGCAUGCUCAGUACACCCAAAGUAGGGAAAGGGGAGUAGGGUCUGUUUGCGUCGGUGUUGGGCUGCUUCCCUCCGCCUUGAUCUCCAGCUCUUCGCCUUCCCCGCGCACCUUCUCUGCCUCUCCGCUGCCCGGGGCCACGCCACGCCGCUCCUCUCUGCCCGUCCUGCCGAUCCCGCACCGGCUCCCCAGCCAUGGACCUCCCCAGCGCUGUGCCCUACGCCCGCCUGGAGAUCCCCAACCUCGACUCCGUGCCCUCCUACAAGUACUGGUCCAUCUUCAACAUCCUCUGCUGCUGCUUGCCCCUGGGGCUGGUCGCGGUCUUCUACUCGGGACAGGUGGAGGAGUGCCUAGCACGCAGAGAUAUUGCAGGAGCGAAGAGCGCCUCCAACACUGCAAGAACCAUCAACAUCCUCGCCGUGGUGAUCGGGCUGGCAUGCAUUGGUGUGACCAUAUUCUUUAUGAUCCAGAGAGUUCAGCUGCUCCAAGCAGCACAACCCACCCAGUCUCCCUUAUACUACAAUUUAGGCUGAGGCCAUGGUGCUGCCCCUCAGGCUUGGGGAGAUGAAACCACCACUGCAAAAAUGUCCUUGAAU